Molecule: messenger RNA, 3938 nt
Organism: Neofelis nebulosa (Clouded leopard)
Lineage: Eukaryota; Metazoa; Chordata; Mammalia; Carnivora; Felidae
Gene: SLC13A1
Product: solute carrier family 13 member 1
Exons: 16
Coding region: 32-1819 (595 amino acids)
Biological process (GO): monoatomic anion transmembrane transport
Cellular component (GO): membrane
Molecular function (GO): sodium:sulfate symporter activity
Source: RefSeq, a predicted model, not a curated record
AGAGCACUAUCAAACGUGUCUGCUCAGGACAAUGAACGUCCUCAGCUAUGUUCUAGUUUAUCGUAAGUUUUUCCUGGUAGUUUUCACUCUGUUGGUUUUACUGCCAUUGCCAAUCAUCCUUCGCACCAAGGAAGCAGAAUGUGCCUACACACUCUUUGUCAUUGCCACAUUUUGGCUUACAGAAGCUUUGCCUCUGUCAGUAACAGCUUUGCUGCCUGGUUUAAUGUUUCCAUUGUUUGGGAUCAUGCCUUCUAAGAAGGUGGCAUCUGCUUAUUUCAAAGAUUUUCAUCUACUGCUAAUUGGAGUCAUCUGCUUAGCAACAUCAAUAGAAAAAUGGAAUUUGCACAAAAGGAUCGCUCUGAGAAUGGUGAUGACAGUGGGUGUGAACCCAGCAUGGCUGACAUUGGGGUUCAUGAGCAGUACCGCCUUUUUAUCUAUGUGGCUUAGCAACACCUCAACUGCUGCCAUGGUGAUGCCCAUCGUGGAGGCCGUGGCACAGCAAAUCAUCAGUGCUGAAGCAGAGGUCGAGGCCACUCAGAUGACUUAUUUCAGUGGAUCAACCAACCAUGGACUGGAAAUUGAUGAAAGUGUUAAUGAACACGAAACAAACGAGAGGAAAGAGAAGACAGUACCGGUUCCAGGAUACAGUAAUGAUGCAGGGAAAAAUUCAAGCAAUAUGGAGCUGGAAAAGAAUUCAGGCACAGGAGCCAAGUAUCGAACAAAGAAGGACCACAUGAUGUGUAAACUUAUGUGCUUGUGUGUUGCUUACUCUUCCACCAUCGGUGGACUGACAACGAUCACUGGUACUUCCACCAACUUGAUCUUCGCUGAGCAUUUCAAUAUGCGUUACCCUGAAUGUCGUUGCAUUAACUUUGGAUCCUGGUUUAUGCUUUCCUUCCCGGCAGCUAUUAUUAUUCUAUUCUUGUCCUGGAUCUGGCUUCAGUGGCUUUUCCUAGGAUUCAAUUUUAAGGAGAUGUUCAAAUGUGGCAAGACCAAAACAGUCAAGCAAAAAGCCUGUGCUGAGGUGAUUAAACAAGAAUACCAAAAACUUGGGCCAAUAAGGUAUCAGGAAAUUGUGACCUUGGUCCUCUUCAUUGUGAUGGCUCUGCUAUGGUUUAGCCGAGAUCCUGGGUUUGUUCCCGGUUGGUCUGCACUUUUUUCCAAGUAUCCUGGUUUUGCUACAGAUUCAACUGUUGCCUUACUUAUAGGACUUCUAUUCUUUCUUAUCCCAGCUAAGAAAUUGACUAAAACUACACCUACAGGAGAAAUUGUUGCUUUUGAUUAUUCUCCGCUGAUUACUUGGAAAGAAUUCCAGUCAUUCAUGCCCUGGGAUAUAGCCAUCCUUGUUGGUGGAGGGUUUGCCUUGGCAGAUGGCUGUGAGGAAUCAGGACUAUCUAAGUGGAUAGGAAAUAAAUUAUCUCCUCUAGGUUCAUUACCAGUAUGGCUAAUAAUUCUGAUAUCUUCUUUGCUUGUCACAUCUUUAACAGAGGUAGCCAGCAAUCCAGCUACCAUUACCCUUCUUCUCCCGAUAUUAUCUUCAUUGGCUGACGCCAUUCAAGUGAACCCUCUUUAUAUUUUGAUACCUUCUACUCUGUGUACUUCAUUUGCAUUCCUCCUACCAGUAGCAAAUCCACCCAAUGCUAUUGUUUUUUCAUACGGCCAUCUAAAAGUAAUUGACAUGGUUAAAGCUGGACUUGGUGUUAAUAUCGUGGGUGUCGCUGUGGUGAUGCUUGGCAUGUCCACCUGGAUUGUGACUCUGUUUGACCUCUCUACUUACCCUUCUUGGGCUCCUCCAAUUAGUAAUGCGACCAUGCCAUGACAAGCAUGAACAUUAUAACUAUCCUGUGGUACCCAGAAGCUAGAAGGCAUCAUAUAAAUAAAAUUAACUUCAUUUUGAACCAGGCUCUAAACUGGUUAAUGGAAACCAAGAUGAAUUGCUUCUGAAUGGAAAUCAACACUCAUCCCUACAAUUGGAGCACCUAUCCCAACAAACAAAAGAACUGUUACGUAAAGAAUAAUUUUCUGUUUAUAAAUCUCUGUGUAUUUCUAAUCAUCUUAUUGUCAUAUGAACAAAGUGUAAGUUAGAAAGAAGCUCACUCCCCAAUAGUUGGAUCUUCACUUAAUAUUCAUCCACAGUCGCUGCUGGAAUUAAUUACUCACACCUGCGCACGUUGUUCCCCUCAUGCUUUUGCUUCUACCAGCAGCCAUCAGAAAUUACCCAGCCUCUGGGCUACUUCUCUAAGUCGCUUAGAGCCACCCACUCACAGAUUGUUUUUUUUCUAAGGAUGUGGCUUCUUAGUAUUCCUCUGGGUUUUCUUUGUUUGUUUUCCUAGCUUUGUUGAGAUAGAGUUGACGUAUGGUAUAAAAGGUGUACAACGUGAUGAUUUGAUAUAUGUAUAUAUUGUGAAAUGAUUACCACAAUAAGAUUAGUUAACACCUCCAUCCCCUUACAUGGUUACGCGCGUGCACGUGUGUGUGUGUGUGUGAGAGAGAGAGAGAGAGAGAGAGAGAGAACAUUUAAGAUCUCCUCUCUUAGCAACUUUCAAGUAUAAAAUACAGUAUAGUUAACUAUAGUCAUCAUGCUGCGCCUUGGGUCACCAGAACUUAUUUAUUUUAUAAGUGAAAGUUUGUUCCCUUUGACCAACAUCUUCCCAUUUCCCCCCACACCCCAAGUAUUUUCUUACAAGGAAAUUCUAUUUAUUUAGUGCAUGUUGGGCUAUUCAGUUGAGUUAAAUGGACACAGAUCACAACUUGUUUAAAAUUCUGAUUGGCUAUGUUCACCCUUAAGUCUUAACAUUUCUAUAAUAAUUAGGCUAAUGACCAUCUAAUCAGAAGAAAAUACUUCAGUGUCACCACUGCAGGGCAUAUGUUUGGGGCUGCUUUGAUUAGCAUCAAAUCAUUUGCAGUCUUAAGGGAUCAAAAACUUAAAUGAGCGAGACCAGUGAAGGUUUUAGAUACAGUGCAAAGUCAUGAAAUGGAGUCACUUUAACAGGAUUAGAUACUGUUAUCAAGUCCUUGAAAUAACAUGAUACAUACUUCAUGGGAAAAAAUGGCUUAUUCAACGUUAAUAACAAAGUUAAUAGGAAGGAAGGAUGGAUGGACGGAUGGAUGAAAAGAAAUAUAUAUUGGUUAUAGAUUCUGUAAAAUACAGUUUUUUUUUCUCAGAACAACAUGAUUCUUCCUCAUUAUGUCAUGUUUACAUAUAUAAGUUAUUUAAUCAAUAUUCAAUUGUUAGACAUUUAUAAUAUGUAUAAUUCUUCCUUAUUAUAAACCCAUCUGCCAAAAAAAAUUAUAAAUACACCUUAACAUGCAUCUAAACAGCAAACACGUAUUAUGACCUGUUGGUACACAUACGUGACCCAGCACAGCAUUUAUUGGAGAAAACUGGCCAGGACAAGAGCAAUCAGGAGCAGGUACAGAGGCUGCUUCUGCUCAUCACAUCUAGACUCAGUGUGAAAGGAUAAAGCAGGGCCAGAGAGAAGCCCUGGGGGGUUUAAAGGACCCCAAGGCUUUCCCUUCCCUUAGUCUAAGCUCUGUGGUUCCAGCAUAUGGCAAAACUCUGGCCUCCUGUCUUAGUCUACCCUCUUUGCAUUCCUGGUUGAUGGAACAUAAAGGGAAGAACCCAAAUAGAGGACAGAAUUUGGAAAAAAUGAUGGAAGGGUGAAAUUUUUAAAUCUUUAGCCAAGGUCAUGCCUAACCUGACCAACUCACUUCAGGCAUUUUCAAUUAUAGUUCUCUGUUUUAAUUUCUUCAUAGCAAUUAUUAUUGCCUUGAAUUAUUUUACUUUAUUACUUCCUGAUUUUGUGUCUCCCCAAACUUGAAGAUGAAUUCCAUGAAAGGAGAAAUCCUGCCUGACUUACAUUCCUGGCACUCAAAAUAGUAUCUGCAUCAUUGUGAAAACUGACUAUUUGUUGAAAUAAAAAGGGGAAUGAAUAAAU